This is a messenger RNA of Corylus avellana, 1180 nucleotides long. RefSeq names its product cationic peroxidase 1. Gene Ontology annotation, molecular function: heme binding; peroxidase activity. Lineage: Eukaryota; Viridiplantae; Streptophyta; Magnoliopsida; Fagales; Betulaceae. Gene Ontology annotation, biological process: hydrogen peroxide catabolic process; response to oxidative stress. The record is from RefSeq and is a predicted model, not a curated record.
CUUCUUCUUCUUCUUCUUCUUCUUCUUGACACGUACGAAAUCAUUAGUCAUGGCUUCCAUUCCCACAACCACAAAAUUAGUCUUCCUUUUAUGCUCACUUCUUGUGGGAAUGGCCUCUGCCCAGCUAUCCUCUACUUUCUACGAUACAUCCUGCCCGAAAGCCCUUUCCACCAUUAAAUCAGCUGUUGCCUCUGCUGUGAAAACAGAGGCACGCAUGGGCGCAUCGUUGCUCCGCCUUCACUUUCACGAUUGCUUUGUUAAUGGAUGUGAUGCAUCUGUGCUGUUGGAUGGCACCGGAGUAGAGAAAACAGCUACGCCCAAUGCUGGUUCGCUAAGGGGAUUCGAUGUAAUAGACACCAUCAAAUCUCAAGUGGAGACCGCAUGCCCUGGUGUUGUGUCUUGUGCUGACAUCUUAGCCGUUGUUGCCAGGGACUCUGUUGUUGCGCUGGGUGGACCUAGUUGGACAGUUCAGUUGGGCAGAAGAGACUCUACCACCUCAGUUGCAAGUGAUGCUAAUUCCAACAUCCCUGCUCCAACGUUGGAUCUUAGUGGCCUUCUAACUUCCUUCUCAAACAAGGGUCUCACCGCCAACGAAAUGGUGGCUCUUUCCGGAGCUCACACAAUAGGCCAAGCCAGGUGCACAACCUUCCGGGCUAGGGCAUACAAUGAAACCAACAUAGACGCCACUUACAAAACAUCACUACAAUCAAAAUGUCCAAGCACUGGAGGAGACAACAAUCUUUCCCCUCUUGAUGUCACUUCUCCGACAACCUUUGACAAUGCUUACUUCACCAACUUGAAAAAUAAUAAGGGUUUGUUGCACUCUGAUCAACAACUCUUUAAUGGAGGCUCCACAAACGCUCAAGUCAAUACUUACAGCACUAACUCGGCAACUUUCCGAACAGACUUCGCCAAUGCCAUGAUAAAGAUGGGCAACCUUAGUCCACUCACUGGCACCAGCGGACAGAUUAGAAAAAACUGCAAGGCAGUCAACUAAAUCGAGGAACCAUGGUGUUUUUUUUGCAUUUUCAAUAAUAAUAAUGGUGUUUGUUUAAAUGUUGUCGAUAUGAUUUGGUUUUGUCGUAGUCAAUUUCACAACAUGCUCGCAGAAUCUUGUUAUUAUAUUUAAUUAAGACAUGUAUUGACUAUCAUAUAUUAUACAUCCUCGGUUCUUGUUCUA